Mercurialis annua (annual mercury) is the source of this 1718-nucleotide messenger RNA. RefSeq names its product probable polygalacturonase. Lineage: Eukaryota; Viridiplantae; Streptophyta; Magnoliopsida; Malpighiales; Euphorbiaceae. Bases 245 to 1633 code for a protein of 462 amino acids. Gene Ontology annotation, molecular function: polygalacturonase activity. Gene Ontology annotation, biological process: carbohydrate metabolic process. The transcript is spliced from 5 exons. The record is from RefSeq and is a predicted model, not a curated record.
UUAUCAACUAAAUCAAAAAUGAUAAUGUACUAAAUAAAUAUAACUACCAAAACAAAAAAUGAUGUGUAGUACUUCCUUUAUUUGCUUCAUCAUUUACCUUUAAUAAUUGCAUAACGCACCUGGCUUAUUUCAUACCUUAAUUUCACUGAGAUUCUUUUCCAAUUAUACCUCAAUAAUACUAGCCAAACUACAUUCAAUAUAUAUUCCAGAUUAAUCAUAUUCAUUUAGAUUACUUUUUGUUACAAUGGAUUUGUGUUUCAGUUCAGGCAGAGUUUGUAUCAUUCUCUUUUCUUAUCUUUUGAUAUGUUCUUAUGCUAGAAGUACUAAAACUAUACAUUAUCCUGCGAGAGAUUGUCGAAAACACAGCGCGGUUUUGACGGAUUUUGGGGGCGUCGGAGAUGGCAAAACGUCGAACACAAAGGCAUUCAAAUCAGCAAUAGCUAAUCUCAGCGUAUAUGCACCACAAGGUGGUGCACAACUUAUUGUGCCUGCAGGAAAAUGGCUAACUGGGAGUUUUAAUCUCACUAGCCAUUUCACUCUUUUUCUCCAUAAGGAUGCUGUUCUUCUUGCUUCUCAGGAUGAGGCAGAGUGGCCAAUUAUACCUCCAUUGCCUUCAUAUGGGCAAGGAAGAGAUGCAGCUGGUGGAAGAUUCAGCAGUCUCAUUUUCGGUACAAAUCUUAAGGAUGUAGUAAUUACAGGUAACAAUGGCACAAUUGAUGGGCAAGGUGCAAGCUGGUGGGAAAAAUUCCACAAAGGCAAAUUAAAUCUGACUCGACCCUAUCUCAUUGAGCUCUUGUACUCUCAUAAGAUCCAAAUAUCAAAUCUUACUUUAAUCAACUCUCCUUCAUGGAAUGUUCAUCCCACAUAUUGCAGUGAUGUGUUGAUCCAAGGGCUUACUAUUCUUGCACCUAUUGAUUCCCCCAACACAGAUGGGAUUAAUCCAGACUCGUGUAUGAAUACCAGAAUCGAAGAUUGUUUCAUAGUAUCAGGGGACGACUGCAUUGCAGUCAAAAGCGGGUGGGAUCAAUAUGGAAUCAAAUUCGGAAUGCCGACAAAGCAUCUGGUGAUAAGAAGAUUAACUUGCAUCUCCCCUGACAGUGCAACAAUUGCCCUCGGAAGCGAAAUGUCAGGCGGAAUCCAGGACGUUAGAGCUGAAGACAUCACAGCAAUCAACACUCAAUCGGGUGUCAGAAUUAAAACCGCAAUUGGACGAGGAGGUUACGUGAAGGACAUUUUCGUUAGAAGAAUGAAUUUCAAGACAAUGAAGUACGUUUUCUGGAUGACCGGGUCAUAUGGAUCACAUCCAGGUACCGGUUAUGAUCCGAAUGCAUUGCCGAAUAUUACCGGAAUAAAUUACCAUGACAUUGUAGCUGAAAAUGUGACCUACUCGGCGAGACUCGACGGGAUAAAAAACGACCCGUUUACGGGAAUUUGCAUUUCGAAUGUAAGUAUAACAUUGACCGAGAAACCAAAGGAACUGCAAUGGAACUGCACAGACAUACAGGGAGUAACGAGCAAUGUUAGUCCUAAGCCUUGCAGUUUGUUGCCUGCCAAAAGCAUUACGUGUCCUUAUCCGCAAGAUGUUUUGCCUAUUGAUAAUGUUAAGAUGAAGAUUUGCUCUGCUCCAGGCUAACUAUGACUAGCUAGCUUAUUGAUUUCUUGAUGAUUGUAAAACUCAACAAGUGAAAAUAAAAUAAAAAGCUUUUGCAUUAUCCAAA